UAUUAUUCGCUCCAUGCCUUCCAUUUCCAUCACUCCAUUCCAUCGCUUUACUAUUAUAGACAAUUAAUUGCUGGCUUCAUUUUUAGAGAGAAACUGCAUAAAACACCGUGUGCAGUCAUCGUAAAGAAUUCAUAAGUAAAAGUUCCAUCACCACGCUGCUUCUGGGCAAACUCCAGUCACAAUAAUAAUAAUAAAUACUCCACGUCUGUCUAACCAGUUCUAGUAUUUACCAAGUCGUUCGACCUUGAAAGACAUUGGCCUUCGCUUUUGGCUGCAUCAUCUUCAUCAAGCACGAUUUCUUAUAAAGUUCUCUGAUCCUCUGUGAAUAUGGAAUAACAAAAGCAACAAAAAAUCCGGCUCAUUUUUAAAAGUCUUGAUCGCUUAAAGGAGCGUUUCAUUCAAUCCCAAUAGAUCCUCAGUCUCGUGACACCACAUUUUAUUAAUAGAAAAACCCAUUAGAGGAGAGGAUUUACUGAAUUAGGUUGCAUAUUAGUGUGGACGAUAAUAACGUGUUGUUCACCAACCAAUUCGCAUAGAAUCUUUCCCCUCAUCUCCUCAAAUCAUAUCAUCAUCAUCAUAAUAAUAAAAUUUGUGAUUGCGUUGAAUGUGUUUUUGGAGCUCAAAUCUAUUCAGCUGCGGGGACGAGUUUCAGUUGUAAGUACAAAAAGUAUGGUGUAUUGUACAAUUUGAUUUAUAAGGUUAAAAAAAGACUAUUUUACAUUGCAAAUUGGGAAAAUUUUUGAGUGAAAGUUUUUACUAUGAAGAGAGAAUGACAAAUUCGGAAGAGGUCCACCUUCGCAGCCGGGAAAAAUCAAGUGGAAGUUCGGGAUUUGGUGCUUCUUCAAAUGGUGAAAGUUCCUCAAAAUUGAAUACUAAGGAUAAAAUGAAGAGGGUGCCGGGAGGAGGUCGUCCCAGGAACAGGAAGGUCGUAAUUGGUGGUCUUUUAGUCCUCGCCCUGUUGGCCUGGAUGUUUCUGUUCAACGGGUCCAGCACCCCGAUGCACUCGGUCGGAUGGUUGGAUGAGAACGUGUACCUUCGAUUCGGACUUAACAAAGAGGUUUAUGCAGUCGUACUGGAUGCAGGGUCGACGGGGACAAGAGUGCUUGCAUUCGCAUUUCAUCAGUCCGUGCAUGACAAUAAUUUGAAGCUGAAGGAUGAACUAUUUCACGAGGUUAAACCAGGUCUAUCCUCAUACUCGGAUGAUCCACAAGCAGGUGCUGACAGUGUGAAGCAGUUAUUAUCCAGAGCAAAAAUAUUCAUUCCUCAGGAACAUUGGGCUAAAACUCCAGUUUCCCUGAAGGCGACGGCAGGACUUCGUUUACUUCCAAAAGCAAAGGCUGACGCAAUUUUAGAAGCGGUGUCAAAUGUGAUCAAAAGUAUUGGAUUCCAUGCAACAGAGGAUUCAGUGGGAAUCAUGGAUGGUGUCGACGAAGGUAUCUUCUCGUGGUUUACGGUCAACUUUUUAUUGGAUCGGAUAGGAGGACCAGUUUCAAAAACUGUCGCAGCGUUGGACUUGGGUGGUGGUAGCACCCAAAUAACUGUUGCUUCCUCUCCAGGUACAAUUGAAUUCCUUCCCUCAGAAGACAUUCAAAACAUUAGCCUCUUUCAUCAACAAGUGCCAUUAUAUACACACAGCUACUUGGGCCUUGGCCUUCAAGCUGUUCGAAAAGCGGUAUUAUCUGCAAAUCAGACAAAUCCAGAAUCAACUGUAUUGGAAAGCGUUUGUGUAAACCCUGUGGUUUCAAGGGAAUGGACUUAUGGAGGCGUCACUUACACGAUGAAGGGUGUCCAAACUGGAAAAUUUGAAAAAGUUCAGUAUAAUGGUUUUGCUCGCAAAGAAGCAGUCGCGGACUGGGAUGAAUGUUACAAAGUGAUUGUCAAGAUUAUUGAAGAAAAAGGCGUUAUCAAACCAAAAGACUUAAAUCGGCAAAUCGUUGUUAUUUCGUAUUUCUUUGAAAGAGCGGCAGAAGCAGGUUUAGUCGACCCACUGGAAGGUGGGAAGCUUACCUUACAGCAUUACUUGGAUGCAGGGAAACUUGCUUGUCGAACUGUGAAUGCGGACCUACCACUUGCCUGCUUGGACUUGACUUUUAUGGGCGCAAUACUUCAUAAUGGAUACGGACUAGCAAAAUCUACGCCACUUUUAGUACUAAAAAAAUUACAUGGGCACGAAUUAAGUUGGGCGCUAGGUGCGGCGUACCACAUUCUUCAAAAUGGAGGGUAAUAAUUAAUAAUCAUAAAUAAUAGUCAAUUACAGUCCAACACACAUACACAACAUAACUUGCGUCCAGUUUAAAUUUUUGUGUGAAUCCUAUUCCUCUAAAUAUCUAAAUGUAGCCAUUUGUCUGGUCCCCACAUUGUGAAAAGUAUAUAACCGAUAGACUAUAACAGACUAUAUCAACUUAUGAUAUGAUCUGCAUUGCAUGAUGAUAAGUAUAGACUAUAGCAAAAGGCAAGACUGUGAUAUUCUUGCACAUUUUGAUAAUAUUUCUCUCGCGUUUGCAAGAAAUAUGUAAAAUUCAUUCCCCAUUUAUUACUAUAAUAAUAAUGCCUUGUCGUCGAGUUUAUUGCUCCAAAACCAUGCAUCUGGUUCCUCUCUUUGUACUGAUUUAUGCUAAUAAUAACGUUUCAGCGUUAAUUUUAUUUUUGGACUUGUAGACAAUUAAAUACGUCGUAAUCAAUAAAUAAACUUCGCUCAAUUGCAUUUUAAAAA
Molecule: messenger RNA, 2713 nt
Organism: Folsomia candida
Lineage: Eukaryota; Metazoa; Arthropoda; Collembola; Entomobryomorpha; Isotomidae
Product: ectonucleoside triphosphate diphosphohydrolase 5
Exons: 8
Coding region: 770-2224 (484 amino acids)
Biological process (GO): nucleoside diphosphate catabolic process
Cellular component (GO): membrane
Molecular function (GO): GDP phosphatase activity; UDP phosphatase activity
Source: RefSeq, a predicted model, not a curated record